Pelecanus crispus (Dalmatian pelican) is the source of this 742-nucleotide messenger RNA. The record is from RefSeq and is a predicted model, not a curated record. Lineage: Eukaryota; Metazoa; Chordata; Aves; Pelecaniformes; Pelecanidae.
AAGAGUCCUUAUUGACACUGGGGAGCCAUCUAUUCCUGAAUAUAUUGGCUGUUUGAAGCAGGCAAUGUCACAGUUCAACAUCUCAAUUCAAGAAAUUUUAGUGACGCACUGGCAUUAUGAUCAUUCUGGUGGAAUAUGUGAUAUCUGCACAAACAUCCCUAAUGACUCUGAAUAUCGCAUCUGUAAGCUUCCUCGUGUCCCUCACCGUGAAGAAAUAAUACAAGGAGGACAUAAAUAUUUUUAUCUUAAAGAGGGAGAUGUGAUACAGACAGAGGGAGCCACACUCAGAGUUUUACAUACGCCUGGACACACUGAUGAUCAUAUGGCUUUACAUCUAGAAGAAGAAAAUGCUGUGUUUUCCGGUGACUGUAUUUUAGGGCAAGGAACAACAGUAGUUGAAGACCUGCAUGAUUACAUGAAAACUUUGAAAAGGUUGUUACAAAUGGAAGUAGAUUUAAUAUAUCCAGGUCAUGGCCCAGUAGUACGUGAUGUAGGUGCUAGAAUCCGAGGCUACAUUUCUCACCGAACAGCACGUGAACAGCAAAUUCUAAAUGUUUUGCAGAAGAAUGCUGGAAAAUCAUAUACAUCCUUGGAGCUUGUAAAGAUAGUAUAUGAGGAGAUCCCUGAAAAUUUACAUCCAGCAGCAGAAUGGAACCUUAUGGUCCACUUGCUGAAGUUGGAAAAAGAAGGAAAAGUGGUAUGUGAGGCGUCUCCCAGCGUCAGAUGGAGAAGCAAUUUAUAA